GCAAGAAAGAAGAAGAGGAGCGGAUCAAGAAGGAGAAUGAAGAAGAAGAACGUAGGUUACGAGAGAAGAAGGCACGGGAAGAUUUUCAAGCUGAGAUGAAGAAUGAACUUAGUGGCAAGUUAGAUUCCGUCCGCGAACUGUUGGAAAGCAAGAAAGGAAGUAAUGAUGAUGAAGUUACGAAGAUGCGUCUGGAGAUUGAGAGUUUACGGAAAACUUUACGUGAUGGGAAUGGGGCGUCGUCUUCGGAAAAUGCCUUUGACCGAUACAAGCGUGAGCUAGAGGAAGAAAGGGCGAAGUCUGCCCGUCGUCUUGCCGCCAUGGAGGAUGAGAUUGCUAGGCUUAGAGUGGUGAACAAGGAAGCUGUUGCUGCCGCCGAUGUUUGGAAGCAUGAAGCGCUCCGACCCGACAACAAACGAGGGAGCGUUGCGGUUACUGCUAUCCCUGUCCCUGGGACGAGGACUCGUGCUCGGGUGACUCCGAUCCCGUCACCUUCUGUUGAAGACCUGAAGUUGAAAGAGAGAGUUGAGCAUCAAAAACAUGAAAUUGAGCUUUUAAGAGAGUGGCGGUUACGUGAGCUGAACGGACGGAGGCAGGCGGAGCAGGAAGUUGAUCGUUUGAAGGAGAAGAUGGCUCGACUGGAAGUUGGGAGGCGUACUCCGACCGCUUCUAAUCUUAAGACACGUUUGGACAAGGUGGCUGUUGCGACUGCAGACAAAGGGAAGAGGCCGGUGAGCCCUGCUACGCAGGCUGUUGAGGUUAACGAUCGGGAGGCUUUUCUGAGUGAGACUAGAGGUACGUUGAAACCGCUGAAGAAGGAUAAAUUCGUUGCAAUAUGUGAGAAGGAGGGGGGUUCCUAUUCCACUUUGGGAAAGACCAAGGAGGAAUUGGCACUUAAACGUGCUGAUGUAGCCUUUGGCAAAGAUCGAGACGGGACCCUUAAGAAAGUUGGGGUGCGGAUACACGAGGUCAAUGAGGAGACUGAGCAGGGCACCAACGACAGUACCGAGGUCAACGAUGACUCAACCACUUCGUGAGUUCGUUCCCGGACGUGGCGUGGCUAUUGGAAUCUUUUGCGCUUUUGUGUU
Chara braunii is the source of this 1085-nucleotide messenger RNA. The record is from the annotation of a GenBank genome assembly. NCBI's taxonomy places the organism in Eukaryota, Viridiplantae, Streptophyta, Charophyceae, Charales, Characeae.